Messenger RNA from Felis catus (domestic cat), 2739 nucleotides. Its product is annotated as tetratricopeptide repeat protein 30B. The transcript has a single exon. Gene Ontology annotation, cellular component: axonemal microtubule; intraciliary transport particle B. Gene Ontology annotation, molecular function: intraciliary transport particle B binding; protein binding. NCBI's taxonomy places the organism in Eukaryota, Metazoa, Chordata, Mammalia, Carnivora, Felidae. Bases 245 to 2242 code for a protein of 665 amino acids. The record is from RefSeq and is a predicted model, not a curated record. Gene Ontology annotation, biological process: intraciliary transport.
GUGCAUGCCGGGAAGUGGAGUUUUCGUAUCUCAACUGCAUCGAAGCGUUUGUUUGGUCUUGCAGGACUCUCGGUCUUAGAAGCCUAAAGUCUUCAAGAACGAAAUUAGUAACGGGAAUUUCAGUGAUGACUUUUUAUUCCCAUUGAGCUUAUUCCAUUACAAAGUAAUCCCAGAACGAGCAGCUUUCCGUUUCCGGUGGGCUUGUUGCCGUGGUAACCAGCACGCCCCCACCAGCUUGGCGGUUAUGGCCGGGCUGAGCGGCGCGCAGAUCCCCGAUGGGGAGUUCACUGCCGUCGUGUACCGGCUCAUCCGGGAUUCGCGCUACGCCGAGGCCGUGCAGCUGCUGGGCGGCGAGCUCCAGCGGAGCCCGAGGAGCCGCGCCGGCCUGUCGCUGCUGGGCUACUGCUACUACCGCCUGCAGGAGUUCACGCUGGCGGCCGAGUGCUAUGAGCAGCUGGGCCAGCUGCACCCGGAACUGGAGCAGUACCGCCUGUACCAGGCCCAGGCCCUGUACAAGGCCUGCCUUUAUCCAGAGGCCACCCGGGUCGCCUUCCUCCUCCUGGACAACCCCGCCUACCACAACCGCGUCCUCCGUCUGCAAGCCGCGAUCAAGUACAGCGAGGGCGACCUGCCCGGGGCCAAGAGCCUGGUGGAGCAGCUACUGGGCGGGGAAGGGGGAGAGGACAGUGGGGGCGAGAACGAGCCCGAUGGUCAGGUCAACCUGGGGUGUUUGCUCUACAAGGAGGGACAGUAUGAGGCCGCGUGUUCCAAGUUCUUUGCGGCCCUCCAGGCUUCGGGCUACCGGCCUGACCUUUCCUACAACCUGGCUUUGGCCUAUUACAGUAGCCGGCACUAUGCCUCGGCUCUAAAGCAUAUCGCCGACAUUAUUGAGCGUGGCAUCCGCCAGCACCCGGAGCUAGGUGUGGGCAUGACCACUGAGGGCAUCGAUGUUCGAAGUGUUGGCAACACCUUAGUCCUUCACCAGACUGCCCUGGUGGAAGCCUUCAACCUCAAAGCAGCCAUAGAAUACCAACUGAGAAACUAUGAAGUGGCCCAGGAAACCCUCACUGACAUGCCACCUAGGGCAGAAGAAGAGUUAGACCCCGUGACCCUGCACAACCAGGCGCUAAUGAACAUGGAUGCCAGGCCUACAGAAGGGUUUGAAAAGCUACAGUUUUUGCUCCAACAGAACCCCUUUCCCCCGGAGACCUUUGGCAACCUGCUGCUGCUCUACUGUAAGUAUGAGUAUUUUGACCUGGCAGCAGAUGUCCUGGCCGAGAAUGCCCACUUGACUUACAAGUUCCUCACACCCUAUCUCUAUGACUUCUUGGAUGCCUUGAUCACCUGCCAGACAGCCCCUGAAGAGGCUUUCAUUAAGCUUGAUGGGCUAGCAGGGAUGCUGACUGAACAGCUCCGGAGACUCACCAAACAAGUACAGGAAGCAAGACACCAUAGAGACGACGAAGCUGUCAAAAAGGCAGUGAAUGAAUAUGAUGACACUCUGGAGAAGUACAUUCCUGUGUUGAUGGCCCAGGCCAAAAUCUACUGGAACCUUGAGAAUUAUCCAAUGGUGGAAAAGAUCUUCCGCAAAUCUGUGGAAUUCUGUAAUGACCAUGAUGUGUGGAAGUUGAACGUGGCUCAUGUCCUGUUCAUGCAGGAAGACAAAUACAAAGAAGCUAUAGGUUUCUAUGAACCCAUAGUCAAGAAGCAUUAUGACCACAUCCUGAAUGUCAGUGCUGUUGUGCUGGCUAACCUGUGUGUUUCAUAUAUUAUGACCAGUCAGAAUGAAGAAGCUGAGGAGUUGAUGAGGAAGAUUGAAAAGGAGGAAGAGCAGCUGUCCUAUGAUGACCCCGAUAAGAAAAUCUACCACCUCUGCAUUGUGAAUUUGGUGAUAGGCACACUUUAUUGUGCCAAAGGAAAUUAUGACUUUGGUAUUUCUCGGGUGAUCAAAAGCCUGGAGCCUUAUCAUAAGAAACUGGGAACUGAUACCUGGUAUUAUGCCAAAAGAUGCUUCCUGUCCUUAUUAGAAAACAUGUCAAAACACAUGAUCGUGCUUCGUGACAGUGUUAUUCAAGAAUGUGUCCAGUUUCUAGAACAAUGUGAACUUUAUGGCAGGAACAUACCUGCCGUGAUUGAACAACCUCUGGAAGAAGAAGGAAUGCAUACUGGAAAGAAUACAGUCACAUAUGAAUCCAGACAGCUAAAAGCUUUGAUUUAUGAGAUUAUUGGGUGGAAUAUAUAGUGAUAUCUGAUAAUGUCUUUUAUCAAAAAAUGGCCUUUAUUUAGAUUUGGUUUCCAGUUUAUCAGUAUUUAUCUUUGGCAUCUUCACAUGUUACACACUGAGCCUUGAACACUUAAAAUUAUAAUAACAAAUAUUCUGCUGGAGGGACUUUUCCAGUUAAUUAAGAAAAGUAUGGAGCCCAUGUAUAAGCUAGCUCACUUUUGUAUUCCCUCUGCCAGUAGUCACCAGGUUUGCCCUCAAGCAACAAUUGGUAGAGUAACAUCUUUGUAUAAGCAAGUAACCCUCAAUAGCAGUUUAUAUCGUAAUUUUAGGCUGUAGAAAAGGUGGCAAGAGCCAAUGAAUUGUUAGAGUGGGUAUGUUUGCUUUCCUCUGGUGACUGCUAUAUAAAUGAUUGCUAGGCCAUGGCUGGACUUUUUUUCAAUCAGCAAAUAAAGACAGGUCCAUUGUGCCAUCCCAGGAUAGAUUGUGCUAUCCAAUAAAACCAAAUCUGACCUUAA